This is a messenger RNA of Neurospora tetraspora, 1474 nucleotides long. RefSeq lists its product as uncharacterized. Bases 1 to 1335 code for a protein of 444 amino acids. The transcript has 3 exons. NCBI's taxonomy places the organism in Eukaryota, Fungi, Ascomycota, Sordariomycetes, Sordariales, Sordariaceae. The record is from RefSeq and is a predicted model, not a curated record.
AUGGGUUCGGCGCAGACCCCGGAGGCGCCGGCGCCGACAGCAGCAUACAAGGCCGUCAACAUUGACCCGGAUGGCGACCUUUACCUACACGUUCCCGACACGGGUGAAGCUUCCACGCUCUGGAAAUUCCGAGUCUGCUCCGCUGCACUCCGCCGCCGUUCGCCAGUAUGGAAGCAGAUGUUAUUUGGGCCUUGGAAGGAAGGAAAGCCGACCAGCAGCGACAAGGACUGGAUUGUCGAGUUGUUCGAUGAUUGUCCUCAGGCGAUGCAGCUGAUCCUUCACAUCGUACACGGAAACUUCGAUAUGGUCCCCCCGCUGUUUCUCUCCCUCCGCCAGCUUCACGAUUUGCUGGUGGUCGCCAACAAGUACGAUGUUGUCAACAUUAUCAAGCCUUGGAGCCAGAACUGGGCAUCUAUAGCGCAAGGAUCAAUGACGGAGGCGGAUGAUAUAAUCGAGUCUUUCUAUGUCGCAUGGGAGCUCGAGAUUGCUGUAAACAGCUCUAUCGAUACAAAGGGCCGCCUGGUCCUAAAGAAAGGAGGAGGAAGGGGUCCGUUCGUAUCGAAACCAACAGAAGCUGUCCUCGAGGAUGUGGAACACCUUGGCCCAUAUGAUAUAUUAGAUACUAUAUAUCAUAUUCGUGAGGACCUGAUAGAGGCCAUAAUUCAGCCUGUGCACGAAGAUAUUCGGGCACGCCUGAAAGCUUCGCCCGCCUGCUGUUUCAAGCCAGGCUCCAACCAAACCUUGGACAUAGCUGCAGGCUCAUGUCAGCUUUGCGACGCCGCAAUUCUGGGCGGUAUUCACUCAAGCAUGCUGAAACAGAAAGGUUACCUGCUCCCGAUACUGCACGCCGAACUUCUCGACAGUGUCGUGGGGCUCGCAAAUUGGCUGUUUCCUUGCAUGAUCAACGUCGAGACUAUGCCGCUACAUCGCAAGACGUGCUCGAUCGCACAGAAGUACACCGAUCUGAGCAACGAGGUUCAUGGCAGCAUCCCUACCGUGGCCGGACGCCAUAUUGCACCCUCCUACCACAGCUACAUGGAGAAAGCCAGAGUAAAGACUGGCCUUGCUAAGAAGGGGGCGGAUACAGCUACUUACACGUACUGGGUACAGCCUAGAGGUAAUUUUGGCACAAAUUUCUUCGACAGAAUUUCUACGCCAGCUACGUCGUCGCUGUUUGGAACGCCUAUUCCCACUCGCUCUGCCGCGCCUACCACGGCUACUACGGCUACCACUUCUACCACUUCUGCCACAUCUACCGCAGCAAGCAUAGGCAACACGCCUGUGUAUACUACGCCUAGAUUAUUCGUAAAUCCCGUUGCCUGGACGCCCAACUGAUUCUGUCGCUAGUCACUUAAUAAAGACACUGCGUUAUUGGCGCUUCUCCAUGUGUAACAUUUGCUAUCCCUUGUAGUAUGGAAGCGCCUUCUCACCCAUUGGCACCAAAGAGUUGUUGAUCGCCGCCUUUCUACAUUGC